GCUGGACUCUGAACAUCAGCAGGGGAACCGAAGACACCCCAGGAGCCGGGACGCACAGCUGGGGGAGGGUGCCGGCCAUGCUCGGGAGAGUGGGACACGGGGCAGAAAGGGGGCUGCUGCUGGGACGUAGGGACACUUGUGAGAAAUGGUCACAACUGCUCGGGGCACCCACCUGUUAGACAGAGGCUUGCCACUGGGUGUGGAGAGGACCCCCUGGAGCUGGCAGCACCCCUGGGAGGCUGGGGCCACAGCUGCAUGUGGCGAUGCACAGGAUCGCCCCUCUCCAGGUGGUGCACACCGGGUAGGAGGUAGCCCCAGGUGCACGGGAACUUCUGACAGAGCAUGAGAGGUCCCUGCUUGGGAUGAGGGUUCAAGUCUUACGGUGUGGGGGGGGGGGCAGGGGAGAGGGAGAGGGCUAGCAGCUUACACUAAAUUUCAGAAGCCGGGACACCUGCCACCCGCCACCUCACCUCCGGCUUAUACCUACGAAAUCACAUCUACAAGAGGAGGGGAACAGUGUUGAAAUUAGGGAUCAGGGCAAACUUCAACUGUCCUAGGAAGUACUCAGGGGGCGCCCCAAGAUGGAGCUGCCGGAGCCCCCACCCUGCUCCACUGCGGGACAGGAGGAGCAGGAGCUGCGGGAGCGGGCCUUCUUCUCCUGGGCCGAGUUCAGCCGCUUCUUCGACGCCUGGUGUCAGCAGCGACUGGCCCUCUUCUUCGUCAAGAGCUCCAUGCACCUGGCCCGCUGCCGCUGGGCCAGCACGCCCCCGCUCUACACGCUCAUCGACGUGUUCAAGUACAGCUACGUGCGGCUGGUGUGCAAGGAUGUGCGUGCCCCCAUCCGGCCCACCGUCCGGCCCUCCCAGACCGGCUGCCCGGCCUUCAUCAUCGUCAAGCUGAGCCCCCUGCGGGACCGCCUGGUGGUGACCGAGUGCCAGCUGACCCACUCGCACCCGGCCUGCCCGCUGGAGUUCGCCUACUACUUCCGCCCGGGCCACCUGCUGGCCAACGCCUGCCUGCCUGUGCGCACCACCAACCGCAUCUCCAAGCAGUUCGUGGCGCCGGCCGACGUGCGCCGCCUGCUCUCCUACUGCAAGGGCCGCGACCACGGCGUCCUGGACGCGCUGCACGUGCUCGAGGGCCUCUUCCGCACUGACCCUGAGGCCAAGGUGAAGCUGGUGUUCGUGGAGGACCAGGCGGUGGUGGAGACAGUGUUCUUCCUGACGUCGCGCACCCGGGCGCUGCUGCGGCGCUUCCCGCGGAUGCUGCUGGUGGACCGGCUGCCGGGGCUGCAGGGCGCGCUGGACCUGCUCGCCGUGCUGUGCGUGGACGGCGCGGGGCGCGCGCGCCAGGCCGCCUGCUGCGUGGCGCGGCCGGGGACGCCGAGCCUGCUGCGCUUCGCACUGGCCUCGCUGCUGCAGAGCGCGCCCGACGUGAAGGGCCGCGUGCGCUGCCUGACCGCCGGGCCCGAGGUGGCGGCGCAGCUGCCCGCCGUGCGCCAGCUGCUGCCGGGCGCGCGCGUGCAAAUCUGCCGCGCGCAGGGCCUGGAGGCGCUCUUCAGCAAGGCGCAGGAGCUGGGCGGCGCGGGCCGCGAGGACCCGGGGCUGUGGGCGCGCCUGUGCCGCCUGGCCGGCGCCGCCUCGCCCGCCGCCUACGCCGAGGCCCUGGGUGAGCUGCGCGCGCACGGCCCCGCCGACUUCGUGGACUACUUCGAGCGCAGCUGGGCCCCGCGCCGCGACAUGUGGGUGCGCUUCUGCGCCUUCGAGGCGGCCCGCGACCUGGACGCGUGCGCGCUGGUGCGCAGCCACCGCCGCCGCCUGCUGCGCCGCCUCGGACCUUGCCGCAGCGUGGCGCAGUGCCUGCGGGACCUGGUGGCCAUGCAGUGGGCCGACGCGGGGCUGGAAGCCCCGGAGGGCGCGCAGUGGGGAGGGACCGUGCGAGAAGGGAGUCUGAGAACAGAAGCCCCGUUGCAAAAGGAGGGCUCCCGGGACCUGGGAGCCGGAGCCGGAGAACAGCCAGAAAGCCAGCGGGAGUCGGGACCCCAGGCCCUAGCUGGGAGCGGGGUGCAGCUGCAGAGCCGGCAGGGAGGAGGCCUGCAGGGGGGUGUGUGGCGACGGUCCCCUCUGGAGGACGAGCGCUUGAGGGAGCCGGAGAUCAGAGACUGGAGGGGGUCCUCUCUGGGGGCUGAGAAGGUUUGGGGUCUGAAAGGCUAUGUCCUGAGGGGAUGCCCUUGGGAGGAUGGGGAUCUAAGAGGGUUGGACGGCUAUGCCCGGAGGGUGACCCAGAUGGAAGACCGCAGGAUUCCAGUGCUGGAGACCUCGGAGAGGAGGAGUGCCCCACUGGAUUAUGAGAGGGCCAGAAGUCUUGAAGGGAACUCCUGGAGGGGGGCCCAGGUGCACGACCACAGGGCGGGCGUGGUAAAAACCAGAGACUGGAAGGGGAAGGAGAGGGAGCUGGAGACGAGAAGCUGGAGGGGGUUUCAUUUGGAGGAGCCACCAGAGUUGAUCCCUGCCAACGGAGAUCCAAGGGGAUCCCACUGGACCGAUGGGAGGCAGAGAGAGCCAGAGAGGGAGGAGAGAGGAGUGAAGUUGGGGGUCAAAAGAAGGAAACUGGAAGACGUGGUUCUGGUCCAGCUCGGGGACACGAGGGUGGCAGGUCUGGAGAAUGGAGAGGGAGCCCACUCAGGGGACCCCAAGAGCAGGGGAGGGCCAGGGGUGGAGUGCGGGGACCUAGGAGGCAGGUGUCUAGGGCUUCGGACUGGAGUCCUGUGUGGCACCCCUGAGGGGACUGUAUUGGAGGGUGAUCCAAAACGGGGAGGGAACAGGAGGGGAGAGGCCGCAGGGGAGAGCCCGCAGGAAGGAGCAGACAGAGAAGGUCCCUGGGAACCUAAGAGGCCUUGUUGCCCCUCCGAGGAGCAGCAGACAGAUUGGGAGGCCCUGGCCAAGUUCCGGGCAGCCUGUGGGGCUGAGCUGGCCGCCCUGGUGGCCGAGGAGCUGGCCUUUGCCAGGCAGCACGGGACACAGGGUUUCCACUGGACGGGAGCCGGUUUUGCCCUCCAGGACGGUUCGUCGGACUUCUACAUGGACAGCGUCCUGACCCGCUGCAGCUGCUCCAUUCACGCCGCACACCGCCUGCCCUGCCGCCACCUGUUCGCCGCUCGCCUCCUCACCGGGGCUGCCUUAUUCCACAUGGACCUGCUCAAGGAUUGCUGGGGCAGAGCCCCUGAGCCCUGACGCUUCACAGCUGCAGCCCACUCCCCUCCCCUGGGAGAGCGGAUGGGCAUUCUUUGAUCCCAAAGAUAACAGGGCUGAGGCCCGCUCCAUGCAAGGACCUCAGUCUUGGUAAUGUGCCUCUCAGGGCCCAGCGUGUGCUGACAGUGGUCUCCUGGGGUGCAGCUGUGGAAAGUGAUGGCCAGCAGGGUGGAUUCUGGGGGUACCCACCAGGAGAGGGAGUGUGUGACCUGUGGUGUAGGCAAGGUCAGGCAGGGUGAAAGGAAGGAAGGAAAGAACUAGAGGGACAAGGCUGGGGAUGGCAGGGGAGGCAGACAAGGAGGAAUGGGGGAAAGUGGGAGAGGCAAGGAUGGACAAGAGGAAAAGGAGACACAUCAAAGGAAGUUCUGGAAGACUGGCUGAGAAGAAACCAGAAGGGAGUGGUUUUUUCCUUUUUUUUUUUUUGCCUCCAGGGUUAUCGCUGGAGCUCAGUGCAGCAUUACAAAUACACUGCUCCUGGCAGCCUUUUUUUUUUUUUUUUUUAAAUCAGAUAGGACAGAGAGAAAUUAAUAGAGAAGGGGGAGAUAGAGCGGGGGAGAGAGAGACACCUGCAGACCUGCUUCACCACUUGUGAAGUGUCCCCCCCCCCCCGCAGGUGGGGGAGAUGGAGGGAGGGCUGGAACUGGGAUCCUUAUGUGGUUCCUUGUGCUUUGUUACUGUGUGUGCUUAACCAGGUGUGUUACUGCCCAGCCCCUGAUUUCUGUACUUCUCCAAGGCCUAGAAACAUAGGUCCUCUGCAUUUUCUAAGGGGUCAUAAUCAGAAGUGACAAAGUAAACAGGGCAACUAGGAGGGUGGCUGGAGCCUCCCCAGCAGGAGAGGGAAGCCAUCUGGUUCAUUGUUCUUCAAGCUUGUAAUAAAGCUGUGUUAUUUUGGU
Messenger RNA from Erinaceus europaeus (western European hedgehog), 4144 nucleotides. RefSeq names its product zinc finger SWIM-type containing 9 (gene ZSWIM9). Gene Ontology annotation, molecular function: zinc ion binding. The record is from RefSeq and is a predicted model, not a curated record. The transcript is spliced from 4 exons. Bases 582 to 3233 code for a protein of 883 amino acids. NCBI's taxonomy places the organism in Eukaryota, Metazoa, Chordata, Mammalia, Eulipotyphla, Erinaceidae.